Messenger RNA from Mytilus californianus (California mussel), 773 nucleotides. RefSeq names its product keratin-associated protein 19-2-like. NCBI's taxonomy places the organism in Eukaryota, Metazoa, Mollusca, Bivalvia, Mytilida, Mytilidae. The record is from RefSeq and is a predicted model, not a curated record. The coding region runs from base 8 to 715 and encodes 235 amino acids. The transcript has 2 exons.
ACCAACCAUGACACUUAAAGCUUUUCUGUGCUUGUCGCUCGUCGGACUAGUAUUUGCAGAGGCUGGUAAAAAAGGAUACAGUCCAAAGUAUAACCUAAAAGCAUAUGGGAAUCCUUUAGGACCCUUUUUUGGUGGAAAUGGAUAUCAAGGAAAUAUCGGCUCUGGAUAUCCGUUGUAUGGUUUAUCUGGAUAUGGACACGGUGGUUAUGCUAAUAACUUUUAUGGUUUAGGCUCACCAUUACACUUUGGCAGUUAUGUAGGGUACAACAACUAUGGUACUCAAAGUGGAUUUCCUGGAUACGGGCUCAUGAAUGGAAGAAAUUUAAAUGUUUUAAAUGGUUACGGAAAUUACGGUGUUCAUGGUAAUGGAAAUAUGCCUUUCAAGGGAUAUGGAUUCGGUCGCGGACUUGGUGGAUAUAGAGGAUAUAAUAAUCUAAUUAGUUCUGGAGAAUAUGGUAUUGGUGGUAUAAAUGGUUAUGGCUCAUAUGGUAUUGGUGGCAUAAAUGGUUAUGGCUCAUAUGGUAUUGGUGGCAUAAAUGGUUAUGGGUCAUAUGGUAUUGGAGGUUUAAAUCGUUAUGGAGUAUAUGGUAUGGGUGGUUUGAAUGGUUAUGGAUCACAUGGUAUAGGUGGUAUUGGUGGGUUUAAAAACGGAAGAUACGGGUACAGUGGUGUUGGUGGUUUCGGUAAAUUUGGAGGUAAAAAAGGAACAUAUUAGAAUUCCAUGAGUCAUUGAGGAAAAGUUGGUGAUUUUAUACACAUUUGUUUGAGUUAUA